GAAGAUACUCGAUUAGUUUGAAAAAUCAGAUAGUCUUGUUUUACUCUUUGAAAAUAAUUAUUGCUAUAAUUUAUUUAGUUAAAACAUUGGAAAAUUAACUUCUUAUUUAAUAAUUUAUUGUACCUGGCUUUUAAAUUCUGUUUGUAUUUCUAUGAAUCUAACCCCAAGUAUACUUAAGCAAUCGAUUAAUUUAAUGUGUAUACUGAAAAGAGAGUUUAACGGAGUGUCAACAUGGCUUCUGUGGAUCAAAAUUUGUUUGUGUUGUGACAGCAAGUGAUAGUUAGAAGAUAAUGGAAAGGACUUUAAACAACAAAAUAAUUAAAUGUUAACUGUGUGGGUACAAUGUUACUAUUUUGUGGUCCCCUCAUAAAAGUUGAUAAUGUCUUUGGGUUUUUAUUAUUAUCAUGUAUAUUGUUACCUAUCGUCAUAUCAGAACAUCAUGAAGGAGGUAUUUGGUUUAAAAAAGAGCCUAGCGAUGUAGUCGUUUCCGUCGGAGGUAGUGCUGUCCUGCUUUGCGAAGCAGCUGGUCCGGGUCCACAGAAGCCCACUAUAACUUGGAGGACAGCCCAGGAUGAACCUGUCAGCGAAAUGAGUAACCCAAACAGAUGGGUUAGCAAUGGAUCAUUACGUGUCAGCCAGAUGACAGAAGAUGAAGCAUUCCGUUGCGUUGCCUCUCUCGAUUCUAUUGGAAAGAUAGUGAGCCGAGUAGCCACCAUCUCAGUUGCCAGAUUAAGUGAAAUAGAAGGACCUCAGAGCCUCCACGUGUAUCCGAGGCAGACUGCCCAUUUCACAUGCCAUGCCACCGGAAAACCACCACCUAAAAUCACCUGGUUUAAAGAUGACCAACCGAUAAUACCUGACCCGUCCCGUAUGGUUAUACUUCCAUCAGGUUCUCUUGAAAUCGAUGAAGUACAAUCAUCAGACACUGGCAGCUAUAGAUGUAAUGUCACCAGCUUAGAUAUCGUUCAUUCUAGUGGCAAAGCAUAUUUAACUGUCUCACAGGACAUAGAAGGAGCAAGUCGUGCUAUGGCUCCAGAAUUCAUUGCAACUCCAAGAUCCAUCGUUGCCACAGAAGGUGCUAAUAUUACUUUAGAUUGUGCUGCAAAUGGCAACCCUAGGCCAACUAUAACCUGGCUUAAAGAUGGUGUCUCGAUUGAUAUGGCGUACCUUGACAGUCGUUAUCGUAUCGUUGGUACAGGAAGCUUGGAAAUCAGCAAUAUAAUUGAAGCUGAUAAUGGUAACUAUCAGUGUCGUGCUGGUAACAGAGAGGACUCCGUCGACCAUCAAGCCUCUCUUCAUGUUCAAGUGGCUCCCAAGUUCACAAAGAAACCAUAUUCGCUCACUGCUAUUGUGAAGUCUGAUAUAGAAUUAGAAUGUCAGGUGUAUGCCAAACCUGAACCAACUGUUUCAUGGCUGAAAAAUGGUGAUCCCAUCUCGCAAAAAAAUGACUACAUGCAAAUUGUUAAUGGAAAUAAUUUGAGAAUCCUGGGUGUAUUUUCUUUGGAUUAUGGAAUAUUUCAAUGUGUUGCUUCAAAUCCUGCUGGUAAUAUUCAAGCUGCUGCUCUUUUAUCGAUAAAACAACCAGAAGGUGAAGUGACAAUUCCUCCCGUAGAGACAAAUGGACGGUCGGAGACUGGAGCACCUCGUCAAUUGGAGGCAGUUCAAGUUCAACCGAGACUCAUUUCACUUCGCUGGAAACCGCCAUUAACUUCUCAUGGCGAAAUUUUAUCCUACUCUGUUUUUUAUUCUGAAGAAACAUCUAUGCGGGAAAGAGUAGUAAACACUUCGAGAACACGCCUUGAGGAAGCAAACAUUGCUGGCCUCAAACCAAACACCACCUAUACCUUCCGCGUAGCUGCGCUGAGUCGUGCUGGAUUAGGAGAGGCUUCAAUUCCACUCUCCGUGGUGACUAAUCCAGAACUCAGUGUCCCGGAUCCUCCACGUUCUUUGACUGCUAUUCCUACUACUACAAGCGUUACGGUAUCCUGGCUUCCUCCGCUUGUUGCUAAUGGAGUUAUAAAAUUUUAUCGACUUUAUUAUUACGAGUAUGAAACGUCAGAAGAACAUCAUAUUGAUACAACAGAAACUGGUUACACCGUCAGUGGAUUAAAAAAAUAUACCGAAUAUAUUGUUUGGGUAAUAGCUCAUAAUGAAAACGGUGCUGGAGCAAGUUCAGAAGAACUCACUAUAAGAACACUAUCCGAUCAACCUUCUGGUGCACCUACAAAUAUCACUCUCGAAACGAUUAGCUCGACGAGUGUAAUUGUGCGUUGGGAUCGGCCUCCUAAGGAGGAAUGUAAUGGAGUCAUCACCGGCUACAAGUUGAGAUACAGAGCAAGAGACAGAAGAGGGAAAUCAGAAACAGUAACGACUGGUGGAAAUCGGAGAAAUUACCUGCUGGAGAACCUAGAAAAGAACACUGUUUAUCAAGUUAGGCUGUGGGCUAUGACGGUAAAUGGUACCGGCCCCCCUACGGAGUGGUAUACGUUUGAAACUUAUGAAAAUAACCUUGACGAGUCUUCAGUACCGGGUGCUCCAACCUCUAUCAGAGUGAAACCUGGAGCCGAUUCUAUUAAUGUUAUGUGGUCGCCACCUAAAGACACCAACAUUCUGGUACGCUAUUAUACCAUCAGCUGGGGUAAAGGAGCUCCUGGUGGAAAAACUGAAAAAGUUGAUGGAAAGCAAAGAUAUUUUGUUAUUAAAAAUUUAGAUGCUAAUUCAGAUUAUGUAAUAUCUAUUGAAGCACAAAAUGAUAUGGGAAACGGUCCCCCUAUUUAUGAAAACGUUAGGACUAGAGAUGAAACUUCAGAGGCAGAAUCUCUUCUUCAAUUGAUCCCUCCUGUUGGCUUGAAGACCUCUGUCCUUUCGCCCUCAACUAUUGUUCUCUUCUGGACGGACAGUAUGCUAGGCCUUAGACAGGAGAUUACAGACCAACGAUACUAUGUGGUUCGCUACAACCAGCAGCAAUCCGACCCCAGCUCUCUAGUGCGCUAUAGGUACCACAAUUCAACAGCGCUUAAUUAUUUAAUUGAAGAUCUCAAACCGUUCACUACUUACGAAUUCACUGUCAAAGUUGUAAAGGGAAAAAAGGAGAGUGCUUGGAGUAUGGUGGCGAACAAUACAACCAAAGAGGCAGCUCCAGCAUCUCCGCCGAGAGAAUUGACCGUAACUAAUGAAGAACCUGGCAGUGUCGCUUUGUCGUGGUUACCACCUAAAUUGCCUAAUGGUGUCAUUUCAAGCUAUAUAGUUUCUUACACUACCGACCUUUUGAACAAGGAAAACAGUUGGAUUAUGGAGAUGGUGAAAGGCGACAAGUUGUCUACUACGAUCAAGUCACUCGCUCACUCCACUACUUAUUACUUUCAUGUCAAAGCUAAAAAUAGUAUGGGCUAUUCCAGUACCCCGGUUGUCUCCAUAACAACUUUAUCUGCACACUCUGGUUCUUUAGAAAAAGGACUCAAAGGAAAACUGGGCAGUAGUGGAAUUAUGUACAUAGUUAUAAUAUGUUCGUCUGUUGUCAUCACCCUGUUGGCGGUUGGUAUUAUUUUCUUCUGCUGCCGAAAACCAGCCAGACAAAACACCCCAGAGCGGAACAAAAAAGGCUAUAAAGCCGGAACUAGUGGAAUAAAACCUCCAGAUCUUUGGAUUCAUCAUGAUCAGAUGGAACUGAAAAAUGUUGAAAAAAAUCAAGAAAGUGGUGGCGGAGGUGCUGGCAGUGGAGGCAGCCUUCCUCGCGAGUCAUCUUCAUUAGCGGAGAAACACCAUCCGCAGUACAUGAGUUCUCAAUGUGAGCCCCUUCUAGGCCCCGAUGAGAGGACAUCAACGUUGCGGCGAACAUAUAAACAUAAACCUAUCACUUUGCCUAUAGAUAACUCUCACUUUAGGGAACCUGUUGCCACUGCGACUCCGAUUGGUAGUAGCGGACAAACUCCUGCCAUCGAAGCCAGACCUUUGUAUCCUAGAACACAAUAUUCAAUUUCAAGAGCCCACGUAACUAUUGAUCCUAACGUUCCCGAGAGCCCUUAUGCAGUGCAAUCUACAUCUGGUGGCGGUAGCAGUAGUAUGCCAUAUGAACCAGCACCAACUCCUGUUAUUUAUAGUGGUGGUGCAACUAGCAGCGGUACAGGAGCAAGUACCUCAUCGGGCGACGGUAAAAGAGGUGGAAGCCACCCGUUGAAGAGCUUCAGCGUACCUGCACCUCCCGCUUCUGCCCCCACAACUCCCCAGCAGAGGCACGUCGUCACUGUUCGUCCUCAAGGUUCGAGUCCUUAUAAAAAGGGCAGUAGUUAUUCUACAACGUCUCCACUUCCUAGGCAGCGCCAAGAGCAAGAGCUGCCUAAGAUUCAAGCGUCUUAUAGCACCGAAGAACUAAAUCAAGAGAUGGCGAACCUCGAAGGCCUGAUGAAAGACCUAAACGCCAUCACGGCAUCUCAGUUCCAAUGCUAGUCUUUAAUGAACCUAUUCUGGUUAAGUUUGCGAAACUAAGACUUUAUUUUAUAAAUAGAUGGGGUAUGGGUUUUAUAAAAUACUAAUUCCAACCUACAUCGAUUGACAUUUUAAUUGUUUUUUAUUUAUUUAUAUAUUUUUUAAAAAAUGUUUCCGAAUUGUUUUUUUUACCAUAUUAAUGUUUAUUUGACUUAGUUUAUCUUUUCUAUCCUGCAUAUUGUGCACUACGUAAAUUGUGUUUAGUGCAGAUAUUUUUUAUUCCAUAAUGGCUAAUUUUUUAUGUUAGUCAAAACGUUUUAUAUUCCAUAAAAAUGUUGGUGAGAUUAAUUUUCUCAUUUUCAGCCCUCAAAAGAGACUGAGACUGAUUAUCAGUGCUAUAUUUGAACAGUAUUAUAAAAAAUUUAAAAAUCGUCUCUCUGUCCUUUUUAUAAUUUGCUAUUGAUUUUUUUAUAAAACUAACUAAAAAGUAAAAAUAAAUGUACAGUUCCUUAUUGUUUAUUUUUUUAUUGAUUAUUUAUUUAUGUGUAGAUCUCAAAAUGAUGUAAAUGUUUUUUUAUUUCUUUUAAGUGUGCCAUUAUUUCAAAUUAUUUAUUGUUCUUUUAUUAAAUAUGCAUGAUAUAAUAGAUUAAGGUACUUAGGUUAUAAUAGUAUUUUUCUUUAAGAUUGCUGACAAUAAUUGUGAACAUGUGAAUUUUUUUUUAAUAAAAUUCGAAAAAGUGUUAAAAUUAAUUCUUCUCACAAUAACAUCAGGAUUAGUUCAGAAUUAUUGAAUUCCAUCUUAUGUUGUUUCUCAAAGUGUUCUAUUGUAAAAAUUAUUUUGAGGAAUAUAAUAGUAUUUCAUUUUUAAAAUGAAAUUCACAUGGUCUACUAUUACUAUUGUCCUAAUUUUAAACUAGUAGGAAUAGAUUAAAGUCAUUCUGCUCAAUUUAAUAUUCAACAAUGACUAUAAUGCUUUAUAAUAUGUUAAAAGUUAAUAAUAUAAGUUACUGAAUUAUUUGGGUCUUUUUUACUUAAGUAUCGCUAGUCAUUUUUUAAAUAUUUAAGAAUAUUAAUCUUCAAGGGACAAAAAGUUUCUCAUUGGAAACUUUUGCCUGAGGUAUUUCAUUAAAUAAAUCAAAACCUUUAAAUUUUUUUCUCCAAACAAACUCAUAAAGAUGUGGGUAAGCAUACUUCUUUGUAACAAAAGAAUAUUAUUGAAUUUUAAGUUAAUUUUUUGUUCUCAGUAAAACAAUACUUUUAUGAUUUUGGUUACAACCUCAUUAAUACAAUCAUAAUAUUUUAUGAAAUUGUGUGUAUUACCUGUUUAUUAUGAUGAUUUGAAUAGGUAAUGCAAAUUCACUUGAUAAAUAUAUUUAUUUUAAUAAUAUUGAUAUGAUUUCACAAGAAUUCUUAGUUACACUUACAUAUGUUAGAGCUCGGCCUUACAAAUGAGAGUGUUCUCUUAUGUUAUGUUAACAAUAUUUUGAUUUACGAGUAAUGUUACAAGUGGUGCAAUCAUUCAAUUCAUAACUCUAUACCAUCUACUCUGUAACCUCUCAUUUUUAUAUCACAUGGUGAUAAAAAUUAUCACUGACGCAGUUAUUAAUUAGGCUGGAGAUAGUAGUGUUGCUACAUAUGUAUUUGGUUAAUCUAUAACAGUUCUGUUCUAAUUAAGUGACAAAAAAUUAACUGUCGAUACUUAAGUAAAAUAGACCCAAUUAUUUUUAAUGUGUUAAUUUCAGCAUUACAUGAUCAUUCCCAAAAUUAUUUUAAUGUAUUUAUUAAUGAUGUCGUAAAUGCUUAAAAUGAAUUGGCUCAAAACAUUCCAGCGCCAUGAAAUUUAUCGAAUGUAUAACAUCCAUUCUGCAUUUAAAAACUAGUACAAUAUUAAAACAUUAUAUUUAUAUAUGUAUAUAUAUUUUGCGAUUAUUGUUCAAUAAUUUGAAAAAAACAUUUUUAACUAAAUGAAAAGUAAUUGCUUAGGCUAUUUACAUAUCCAAUUAAAGUAUUAAAUUCUAAAAAACUUAAAGUUUAAAUAAUGCAUCGUUCAGAAAUAAAUCAGGAUAAAAAAUUCUGAACAGAAAAAUAUUUAAUUACUUAUCGAAUAAUUAAGGUACUCAUUACAAAAACAUGUUUAUAUAAUUUAUACUUUGUUUUAGUGAAAUUGAUUAUGUUAAAACUAUUAUUUAUUUUUUUUACUUUUUUUAAGUUAAGAAUUAAUUGCUUUUGUUAUGCAAAUGCAAAAUAAAAAUAAAAAUAAAAUAUUGCCAUCUUAAUGGAUGUCAUUUUGAUAGUAUUUAUUUUCAAUUUCUUUUUAGUUCUAUUGACUUGUGCCAUGGUAAGCUAUACCUUGGCUACUUUUAAUUUGUUCACAUUAUUUAUUUGUGUUUUGUUGUUUCUACAUCUAUCAACAAAAGAUCAGCAAAAGGUUCUGGAUUCUUUCCUUAUAUCCAGAAUAAACCUUGAUAUCUUGAUAAAAAUUUAUGUUAUACUUCAGAUCAUUGCUCUGACAAUCUCAUUGAAUGACUUAAAUCGUGUACAAAUAUUUUGUGAUUUAGACAAACAGUGGAUAUGUUAAGCAUGUUUUAAUCCUCCGAAGAAUGGCCUUAUUUUAUUCCUAUGAUGUGUAUUAUUAUUAUUUUGUUAGUAUUGUGUUAAAGUUUGGUGGGGUAGAGCGAUGUGUAUUUUACAUGUCCUUUGAUAUGCGUGCCUAAUAAUGUAUAUAAACGUAUAUAUAUAUAAUUAAAACUUAAAAUGUUCCAUAAUUUUAUCAAUUAGGGCCUAUUUAUAAGUGUCAUUACAGAUUCCAUUUUUAUGAUGCGGAAGUUGUAAGGCACUAUUUUUUAUACAAUUCCAGCUUAUAACAUUGUAAAUCCUUAUGUCACUGUCAUUUAUAUGUAAUCUUUUAUACAUACACAAUUAAUGUUUUCAUAUAAAAAAAAACUGUU
This is a messenger RNA of Nezara viridula (southern green stink bug), 7373 nucleotides long. Lineage: Eukaryota; Metazoa; Arthropoda; Insecta; Hemiptera; Pentatomidae. The record is from the annotation of a GenBank genome assembly.